AUGUCACAGGCGCAAUUGACUCCGCUUUCGGGCUCCAGCUUGAAGAUUGGCGACUCGCAGUUCUGCGAGUUGAUUGCCGAAAGGUUGCUCAGCGAGGCGUUCAAUCCCAUAGAAAUUAAUUCCAUCAACGAGAUAUCGGCCACGAUCUCGAUUCUGCCCUUAUUAGAGAAAUCAGACUUCCAUCCGCUCUUGAGCUCUCCGGACUUGAUCACACGGAUCUCCUCCACGUACAUCGGGGUCUCUGUCUCGGCAGGCGUCGGGUGGGGGUCGUUGCUCAUCGACGCAGACAACGACGGGGUCAUUUGUGGCGCGAUCUGGUUCGAGAUCUGGGGCACGAUAUUUUCUGCUCCCGAAGCAACAGACCACGACGAAGCCACGGGGGCCAGGUCGUGCGACGCCGAGGGCGUGACAUCGUUCGACGCGGUCUGGUCAGCCGUCUCUGUAGGAACCUCGUUUUCCUCGGUGACCUCCCGUCUCCGAGGAUUCUCAAACGUGUAA
Molecule: messenger RNA, 498 nt
Organism: Ogataea philodendri
Lineage: Eukaryota; Fungi; Ascomycota; Pichiomycetes; Pichiales; Pichiaceae
Exons: 1
Coding region: 1-498 (165 amino acids)
Source: RefSeq, a predicted model, not a curated record